This is a messenger RNA of Necator americanus (New World hookworm), 1503 nucleotides long. RefSeq lists its product as uncharacterized. The record is from RefSeq and is a predicted model, not a curated record. Gene Ontology annotation, biological process: amino acid transmembrane transport. The transcript is spliced from 14 exons. Bases 1 to 1503 code for a protein of 500 amino acids. Gene Ontology annotation, molecular function: L-amino acid transmembrane transporter activity. Lineage: Eukaryota; Metazoa; Nematoda; Chromadorea; Rhabditida; Ancylostomatidae. Gene Ontology annotation, cellular component: membrane.
AUGGCAAUGAGAAUUGGUGUGAAAUCCAACCAAUGUUACCGCCUCUUCUAUCGUCUACGUCUCGUCGCAGCUGAGCCUGAGGAGGGCGACACCGAUAAGGGACUCGCAAAGUCGUUGACACUGUUCAAUGGGGUGUCGAUCAUCGUCGGUUGUAUCAUUGGAUCGGGUAUUUUCGUCUCACCAACGGGCGUACAAGAACAGGCCGGUUCUGUCGGUAUGUCACUGAUAGUUUGGACAGCAUCGGGCGCCUUCACUGCCAUCGGUGCAUACUGCUACGCUGAAUUGGGUACACUCAUCAAAAAGUCGGGAGGAGAUUAUGCGUACAUCAUGGAAGCGUUCGGUCCAUUUCUUGCAUUUGUUCGUUUAUGGAUUGAAGCGAUUGUUGUGAGGCCAUGUACGGUCACGAUCGUCGCGCUCACAUUUGCUAUCUACAUUCUUCGACCGUUUUAUCCAGACUGUGACCCUCCAGAUGGUAUUCCAGAACUACUUGCAAUCUUGUUGAUCGUACUGAUGACAGCAGUGAACUGCAUAUCUGUUCGUGCGGCCACAUUCGUGCAAGAUUUCUUCACGAUCGCCAAAGUUUUGGCGCUUGUUUUGAUUAUUGGAACAGGAAUGGUGCUGCUCAUGACAGGAAAACCACAGUACCGUGAAUCGUUCGAGAACAUCUUCGAAAACACUUCUCGAGACUUCUCCACCAUAUCAAUCGCGUUCUACUCCGGUUUAUUCGCUUAUUCAGGAUGGAACUUCCUCAACUUUAUCGUCGAGGAACUGCAAAAUCCAAAGAGGAAUCUUCCACUGUCCAUAGCAAUCUCCAUUUCAACAUGUACCAUUAUCUAUGUGCUCACGAAUGUUGCCCUCUACACCGCAAUUUCGCCUGAUGAAAUGCUAGAAAGCCCUGCUGUAGCAGUGUUGUUCGCAAACAAACUUUUUGGACCAUUCGCUUUUUGCAUGCCGUUAUUCGUCGCAUGCUCUACGAUUGGAUCAGCGAAUGGAGUGAUUUUCACGUCAUCCAGACUUUUCUACGUUGGUGCACGAGAAGGACAAAUGCCUUUGGUGCUCACCAUGAUCAACAAGAACACGAGAACCCCGAUCCCAGCAGUUAUUGCAAUGGGCGUUUUGUCACUAGCAUACCUUAUCUUGUCAAAGAAUGUCUAUUCUCUGAUCAACUACAUUCAAAUCACCUACUGGCUUGCCAUCGGAGCAGCGAUAGCCGCUCUUUUUUAUCUCCGGAAGUCAAUGCCUGAUGCUCCAAGGCCUAUCAAGGUCUCUUUGGUAUGGCCGGCAAUCUUUAUGUGUGGAUGUGUAGCACUUGUUGUGAUUCCAAUUAUGGCAGCACCCAAGGACACAGCCAUUGGUCUCAUGAUCAUGCUUUCCGCGGUGCCUGUGUAUUUAAUUUUCAUCGCUUGGAAAAACAAGCCGAAAUUCGUAGAAAAUAUUUCUGCGUCGUUUACUGUUCUCGUACAGAAGUUGUUUAUGGUUGUCGAUGACAGCAAGGAGGAAUAG